UGCAGAAGCGCGCUAAAGUCAAGCACUGCUGUUAAAGAGACGGAGUUUUAAUUUCAAAGAACAAGAAACAGUGAUUUGCUGCCAUAGGCAUUGUGACUGUGUGUCUGCAGCAGGGCUCUGAGUGUGUCUCUGGGAUGUGUGGCCGCACUGCGUGCACGCUGACCCCGGGCGAGGUGAGUGCCGCCCCUGAUACUAACUCCUCUCGGAUUGUGUCUGCAGCAGCGCUCUGAGCGUGUCUCUGGGAUGUGUGGGCGCACUGCGUGCACGCUGACCCCGGUCGAGCAGCGCUCUGAGCGUGUCUCUGGGAUGUGUGGCCGCACUGCAUGCACGCUGGCCCCGGGCGAGGUGAGUGCCGCCCCUGAUACUAACUCCUCUCGGAUUGUGUCUGCAGCAGCGCUCUGAGCGUGUCUCUGGGAUGUGUGGCCGCACUGCAUGCACGCUGGCCCCGGUCGAGGUGAGCGCCGCCUGUUCGUAUCGUGACCGGCAGGGCAGGAUCAGAUGCCCGGCCUGGAGGGAUGGAGACCAGGACAAGUACAGGCCUUCCUACAACAAGAGCCCGCAGAGCAACAGCCCUGUGCUGGUCUCUCGCAGCCACUUCAGCAAGGGUGCUGCGAGUGAGGAGCGUGUGAUCGCAGCCAUGCGCUGGGGCCUCGUCCCAUCCUGGUUCCAGGAGAGCUCCCCCUCGAAGAUGCAGUACAGCACCAGCAACUGCCGCAGCGAAGGGAUGAUGCAGAAAAAGUCCUAUAAGGACCCUCUGUUAAGGGGGAAGCGCUGUGUGAUCCUGGCUGACGGCUUCUAUGAGUGGAAGAGGCAGGACAAGGAGAAGCAGCCGUACUUCAUCUACUUCCCCCAGGCCACGAGGGACGAGGAAGAGGUACUGGGUGUGGAGGGAGAGGACUCUGAGGAGUGGAGGGGCUGGAGGCUGCUCACAAUGGCCGGCCUAUUCGAUUGCUGGACUCCCCCAGGGGGAGGGGAGCCCCUGUACACCUACACCAUCAUCACUGUGGGGGCAUCCAGGGCAAUGGACUGGGUGCACGACAGAAUGCCUGCCAUCCUGGAUGGGGAGGAGGCAGUCAGGCAGUGGCUGGAUUUCGGAGCGGUCAAGCCUCUUGAGGCGAUGAAGCUCAUUCACCCCACUGAAGCCCUCUGCCUUCACCCGGUCUCCAGCAUCGUCAACAACUCCAGAAACAACACCCCAGAGUGCAUCCAACCCAUUGAACUGGGGGUGAAGAAGGAAGCAAAGCCGUCCGCCAGCAGUAAAAUGAUGCUGAACUGGUUAAAAACUGAGUCUCCCAAGAAGGAAGGUGGCGCCACAGAGUCUCCGGCGCGUCCACCUAAGAAGCAGCAGGAAGGGGGAGCGAAGAGGGGCAGUGAGGGGCUGAUGCAAGCCUGGCUCAGGAAAGCAGAGAGCUGUGAGCCUGCAAAGAAACCACGAACAAACUGACACACUGUGCUUGAGCUGCAUGAGCCAGUGCCGGGACCCUGGGACAGUGCGAGAGGACUGUUCUGUCAAAGAGGUCUUUGCAUUGAAAGAGAGAGAGAGAGAGUGUGAUUUGAAAUAAGCCCUUAAUUUUGUUUGUGUCCCAUGUUUUCACUGCGGAGUUGAAUUUAAUUAUUAAAUGAUUAAAGGUUGCCAUAUCCAGUAACCAGAGCAGUAAA
This is a messenger RNA of Polyodon spathula (Mississippi paddlefish), 1659 nucleotides long. RefSeq names its product abasic site processing protein HMCES-like. Gene Ontology annotation, molecular function: single-stranded DNA binding. The record is from RefSeq and is a predicted model, not a curated record. The transcript has 8 exons. The coding region runs from base 416 to 1444 and encodes 342 amino acids. NCBI's taxonomy places the organism in Eukaryota, Metazoa, Chordata, Actinopteri, Acipenseriformes, Polyodontidae. Gene Ontology annotation, biological process: DNA damage response.